UGCAAUUUCCUGUUUAUCAUUUUCUCCCUUAUUUUUCCAGUGGUCCUUAAUUGGAUUUGUCUUUUUUUGUAGUGCUAGUGUGUUCGGGGUCUCAGCGGAAUCAAUGCAAUGCUCAAUCGAUUCCAAAGGGAACAGCGUCCCCACUAUACUCUUGCUGUUGCAGGAGCGACUUUAUUCUCAAGGAGGCCUAAAGGCAGAAGGGAUUUUCCGGAUAAAUCCUGAGAAUAGCCAAGAGGAGCAUGUAAGAGACCAGCUGAACAGGGGCAUCGUACCAGAUAAUAUUGAUGUCCACUGUCUUGCAGGCCUUAUUAAAGCUUGGUUUCGGGAACUUCCUUCAGGGGUGCUGGAUGGACUUUCCCCUGAACAGGUUCUCCAAUGUAAUACAGAAGAAGACUCUGUUGAGCUUGUGCAGCAAUUAAAGCCAACUGAAGCUGCACUGCUCAAUUGGGCUGUUGAUCUUAUGGCAGAUGUCGUUGAGGAAGAGGAAUCAAACAAAAUGAAUGCAAGAAACAUUGCUAUGGUUUUUGCUCCAAAUAUGACUCAGAUGUCUGAUCCAUUGACGGCUUUGAUGCAUGCUGUUCAAGUAAUGAACUUGCUCAAGACCUUGAUCAUGAAAACACUGAGAGAACGAGAAGAGACUGCAACAGGAGGAUAUUCACCCAUAUCAUCUCAUUCAUGUGAUGGCCCAACAGAUGAAGAGUUUGAUAGUCAGCAAGAGAUGGACACGAGCUGUGAGCUGAGGGGGCCCACUUCAGAUUAUGAUAAUGCCCUUUACAGUAACUAUAGC
Messenger RNA from Theobroma umbraticum, 787 nucleotides. Its product is annotated as rho GTPase-activating protein 2-like. Gene Ontology annotation, biological process: signal transduction. NCBI's taxonomy places the organism in Eukaryota, Viridiplantae, Streptophyta, Magnoliopsida, Malvales, Malvaceae. Gene Ontology annotation, molecular function: GTPase activator activity. The record is from RefSeq and is a predicted model, not a curated record.